CGCGUCGACGCGCGAUUUCCGAGGCGGCGUGCGACGUCGUCGCGUGUCUCGCGGGGAGGUCGCGAGCGCGUUCGUCGCGAGCGAGCGCGAAGAAACGACCGCGCGUCGGGUGACCGGAGUGAAGAAGAGACGGCACGAUGGAGAAAGCCGUCGAACGCCUCGCGGGGAUGCAGAAGUACCGCGAGAACGUCAGGAACAUAUGCGUCCUCGCGCACGUGGACCACGGGAAGACGACUCUGUCCGACGGUCUCAUCGCACACAACGGUUUCAUAAGCCAGAAGCUCGCGGGGAAGCUCCGGUUCAUGGACUUUCUCGACGACGAGCAGCGACGAGGCAUCACGAUGAAGUCCGCCGCCAUAUCGCUCCUGUACACCCCGAAGCUCCCAGUCGGCGGCGGAGAGAACGCGCCGGAGCCGCUGCUGAUAAACCUCAUCGACUCCCCCGGGCACGUGGACUUCUGCAGCGAGGUGUCGACCGCCGCGCGGUUGAGCGACGGCGGCCUCGUCGUCGUGGACGUCGUCGAGGGCAUCUGCGUGCAAACGCACGCGGUGCUACGACAGGCGUUCGAAGAGCGCCUCGCGCCGUGCCUCGUGUUUAACAAGCUCGACCGGCUGAUAAUAGAGAUGGGAUACACCCCGCAGGAGGCGUACGAGCGGAUGCGGAACCUGUUGUACGAGAUAAACGGCGUCAUGUCCGCGUUCGUGUCCGAGAAGUUCAUAUCGCAGGCGGACGCGUUGCUCGCGACGUCGUCCGAGGCGCGCGACGACGACCGCGACGAGCCCGAGGUGGAGCUCGAGGACGCGAAGAUCGUCGGGAAGAAGACCGCGGCGGGGAAGCUCAAGCCGCUGUUCGUGCAGCUCGUGUUGGAUCCGAUAUGGAAGCUGUACCACGCCGCGGAGGCGGAGAAGCACGGGUAUCCCCCGGAAGGGAAAGGUCUGAACGAGAUGGCGUCGUCGCUGAAAUUAGACGUCGAGGAGAAGGACCUCGCGUCCACGGAUCGAAAGCACACGUUAAACGCGAUCCUGAAAGCGUGGCUGCCGCUGUCGCCCACGAUCUUAGAGAUGGUCGCGCACUCCCUCCCGAGCCCGGUGCAGUCCGCGCCGCACCGCGUGUUCCGUCUGAUGCCGACGCCGACGCUCAAGGAGGAGCUCACCCCCGCCGCCGCGAAGGAGCUCGCGUCCGCGCGCGAGGCGCUGGCGUCGUGCGACACCACCCCGGGGUGCCCGACGACGGCGUACAUCAGCAAGAUGCUCGCGGUUCCCGCGUCUGCGGUGCACGGGAUGCCGCCGACGAGCAAAGAGACCGUGUUCAUGGGGUUCGGAAGAGUCUACUCCGGAACGUUAAAAGUCGGCGACGUCGCGUACGUCAUCAACGAAUCGUACGACCCGUCCGCGCCCGAGGACGGCGCGUGCCAGGAGAUCGUCAUCGAGGAACUGUACCUCAUGAUGGGCCGAGGAAUGUUCAAGGUGGACGAAGUUCCCGCGGGGAACAUCCUCGCCGUGGGCGGGUUGGACAAGUACGUCCUAAAGAGCGCGACCAUCUCGAGCGCGCGGAUGUGCGCGCCGAUGGGGAUGAUGAUGUUUCAAGUCGCGCCGAUCGUGAAGGUGGCGGUCGAGCCCGAGUCCGUGGCGGACAUGCCCGCGCUCCUGGAGGGCUUGCGGCUUUUGAACCGCUCGGACGCGUUCGUGGAGGUGGGGCUGAUGGACACGGGCGAGCACGUCAUCGCGGCCGCGGGGGAGGUGCACUUGGAGCGCUGCGUCGCGGACUUGAGAGAGCGGUUCGCGAAGGUGGAGUUGAAAGUCUCCCCGCCGCUCGUUUCGUUUCGCGAGGGCGUGUCCUCCAUCGGCGUCGCGGAGGCGACGACGUCGAACGGUCUGCUCACGAUCCGAGCGACGACGAGACCGCUGCCGAUUUUUUUCCCGCGCGUCAUCGAGGACAGCGCGGAGUCGCUUAAGCAGAUUUUACUGAGCGCGCAUCACAACGACGUCGACGCGGACGCCGUCGCCGCGCUCGCGCCGGAGAUCAUGAAGAAGCUCGAGACGUCGUUAGAAGCGGUGAAAGUCGACGACGAUGGUCUCGACGGCGUCAUACCGAAGGCGAUGUCCACCGCGUGGGCGCUCGGGCCGAAACAAGUCGGUCCCAACGUGUUGAGCAUCGGGAAGAUGCUCGACGGUCCGGGCGGGGGCGCGGUCGGCGCGUUUGGGAAGCCGGUCGUCGGCGGGGCGUUCGGGUUCGAGUCGACGCCGUCGAGCGCGACGUCGAGCGGGAGCAAGUGCGGGCUGGUGAACUUCUCCGAUCCCGCGACGGUCGCCGCGAUCGAGGGAAACGCGCUGACCGGGUUUCAGAUGGCGACCGAGCGCGGACCGCUGUGCGAAGAGCCGUUGUUCGGCGUGAACGUCGUCCUGGAGGCGUUUUCGAAAAUCGAUCCGGACCGCGGCGAGGACUCGGACGACGGCGCGGGGGAGGAUCAGUACGGUCCGUUCUCGGGGCAGGUCAUCGCCGCGACGCGGGAAGCGAUUCGACAGAGCGUUCUGAAAGCGAGUCCGCGGCUCGUGGAGGCGAUGUAUCUGUCCGUGAUCACGACGACGUCGGAGGCGUUGGGGGGGACGUACUCCGUCCUCGGGAAGCGCCGCGCGAAAAUUAUUUCGGAGAGCAUCCGAGAGGGCACCGGGGUGUUCAUCAUCCACAGCUACCUCCCCGUCGCGACGUCGUUCGGGUUCGCGGACGAGUUACGGCACAGCAGCUCCGGGGCGUCGAACGCGCAGCUGAUGUUAUCCCACUGGGAGCACCUGGACGUGGACCCGUUCUUCACGCCGAAGACAAAGGAGGAAAGAGAGGAGUUUGGCGAAGACGGCGACGCCGGGCCGAACAUCGCGCGGAAGCUCGUGGACGCGACGCGGCGACGGAAAGGGCUCAAGGUCGAGGAGAAGGUCGUCAAGGUCGCGACGAAGCAGCGAACGAUGUCGCGCAAGGCGUGAUCGCGACGGGAGCCGCGCGGUCGUCAGAAGAAGUUGUUCUUCUUGUCCGCCUGCGCGUCCCUCAGGAGCUUGACGAAGAUCGCCUUCGCCUCCGCGGUCGUCUUCCCCUGGUGCUGCUUGUACCCGCCCCACACGAGCUUACCGGCGUAGUCGAUCGCGCCUUUCUCGUCCCACUGCGGCUCUUCCUCGGUGCAGUCGCCUUUUUCGACUUGCGAUUUCGCGCCCGUGGAGCUGUAGUACAAGUCGGACUUGACCGCGGCGCCGCCGGGUCUGCGUGAAGAUGAGAUGUAGGAGUUUAGUAACGAACGCGAUUAGAACGACCGAGUC
Micromonas pusilla CCMP1545 is the source of this 3305-nucleotide messenger RNA. RefSeq lists its product as uncharacterized. The transcript has 3 exons. Gene Ontology annotation, molecular function: GTP binding; GTPase activity; ribosome binding. Gene Ontology annotation, biological process: cytosolic ribosome assembly. Gene Ontology annotation, cellular component: ribonucleoprotein complex; cytosol. Lineage: Eukaryota; Viridiplantae; Chlorophyta; Mamiellophyceae; Mamiellales; Mamiellaceae. Bases 138 to 2978 code for a protein of 946 amino acids. The record is from RefSeq and is a predicted model, not a curated record.